AUGGAAUGCAUAACGGCCCUAGCGGCUAAAGGCGUCGCUGUGUUGAAAGAGAAGCCCGUUGCCAUGGAGGAGUACGAUUGGAUGUUGAAUUUCCUGGUGCCGAUUGGAAUCGCUUUUCAGAAGCGCUUUGAGCCGCACUUUCUACAUUUCCGAAGUCUGUUCCCGCUUGUCGGGCGCGUUGCCGCCGUUGAAGCGAGCCUUGCAUUGAAUAUUACAAAUCUCGAAGAGACAUGGAGAGCGCUCUGGGGUUGGGGUUACGGGGGACCUCGGAUGCCACAUGCUCGACAUCCUCGUGUGGUUAUUUGGGCUGCCGACUUCGGUUAUGGCGCACCAAGUCUCAUCUGCCAUGUACGUCUGUCGCGAGUCGCUCAUCGAUCAUCUCAGUACAUCUCCGUUUCCGGGACCGAUGGGACGCUCACACUUGACGGGCAUGAAAUCACACAGUACGACACGCAAGGCCGUGAGACAUUGAACGUCAAGCACCAACCUACGAAUAAACAAGUCAUUCAUUCCAUGGCCCAAGAAUUUGGUGACUAG
Messenger RNA from Aspergillus calidoustus, 537 nucleotides. NCBI's taxonomy places the organism in Eukaryota, Fungi, Ascomycota, Eurotiomycetes, Eurotiales, Aspergillaceae. The record is from the annotation of a GenBank genome assembly.